AUGGAGCCCGAGGUGAGCCGGUGGCUCGACUGCGGACUGCAGUGGACGGCGGUGGCGGCUCUCGUGCUCCUAGCGCUGCGCCACAUGAUGCAUGCACUUUCCCACCAGAGUUGUCGCCACGUCACCGCGUGGGAGCUGCCCCUCUUUGUCUCGUUCUUGCAGCUGACCGCCGGCCUCGCGACGCUUGGCCCACCUCUCGCCGAUCGUUCGAACCUCGACGGGUUUGUCUGGGUCUUCUUGCUACUACCAGCGUCGUCGUCGUCGGCGCCAUCGAUUGCAGGCACGAGCGGCUGGCUCGGCUUGGCGGCGCGUCAUGGGUACGCGACCGCGACGAUCGGCCCAAGCGUGGCGUUGAACGUCGCCUGUCUUCUCGCGCCGCUUCUGACGGCAUUACUCGUAGCCACAGCGCUGUACCUCUCGCCCUGCGGCCACGUCAACAUGGCCGUCACGCCGACGCUGCCCGAGCGCUGCCGGGCGGUCGCGCUCCGGCUCGUCGGGACGUUCUUUCUGGCGCUGCACCUUUUACUCUUGCCGAGCGUCGUGGUUUGCCUCUCGAUCCUCCAAGACGGUCGCUCGGGGCAGAUGCUCAUCGUUGCUGCCAUGGCGGCCAUGGCCACCUGCCUCGUGCUACUUGUCGCGGUCGCCGUCGAGCACAUGCACCUUCGGUGCCCCUCGAUAUUUCGAAGCUUCCACGCGCCCUACCUCGCCGACGCCACAUGGUUUCCAGCGAUCGAUGCGAUGACGCACGUCCUUCUUGGCGCGAGUCUCAGUCUCUCUGGGCCCAACGUUCUCGUGCUGCAAGUGGCGCUGCUGAGCGCGAUCCUUGCCACGUACGUCGUCCUGUUGGUCGCCGUAUCGCCCUAUGCUACGCGCGUGAGCAUGCGCUGCGCGGUCGCCGCCAAGCUCGCACAGCUCGGCUGCCUUGGCUUACGCGCCAGCAUGGUCUUGGCGCCUGAGACGACCGCGACCGCGCACGCCACCUUGCUCGGGGCCGUUGGCAGUGUCGUUGUCAGCACUCUUCUUUGGCAACUGGUGGCGCUUCGACGACGUUGGCGUAGCGCCAGAGACGGCAGCACUGACCACCACGGGACGUCGCCCGACCCGCGAGGCCUUACAGCAAUCUUUACGCACCGCGCGUUCACGCCCACGAGAGGCCACUCGAUUGCGUCGUAUGGGGCGAGUCCCAACGAGCUGGUGUUUGUCCAGCUUACGUCGCCACCUGCCCGUCGCCCGAGCAUGUUUAUUUAGCCAGCCUUUAAGUUAGUCGCUUAAUGGAGUCGUCAUGUAAUAGUA
This is a messenger RNA of Saprolegnia diclina VS20, 1293 nucleotides long. RefSeq lists its product as hypothetical. NCBI's taxonomy places the organism in Eukaryota, Oomycota, Saprolegniomycetes, Saprolegniales, Saprolegniaceae. The transcript has a single exon. The coding region runs from base 1 to 1248 and encodes 415 amino acids. The record is from RefSeq and is a predicted model, not a curated record.